Molecule: messenger RNA, 1389 nt
Organism: Trypanosoma brucei brucei TREU927
Lineage: Eukaryota; Euglenozoa; Kinetoplastea; Trypanosomatida; Trypanosomatidae
Exons: 1
Coding region: 1-1389 (462 amino acids)
Source: RefSeq, a predicted model, not a curated record
AUGGCCCGUCGGCAACGUGUCCCCCGCAUAAAGGAACACCGCAAGAAACGGAAUAAGAAUCCAAAAUUGUCGCCCUACCAGCGUGAGCUACGGCGAACGAAGCUCGCCAAUCAACCACCCAUCAUGAAAGCCAAUGGGCGGGAUUGUUCGAUUAGCCAGCGGUCCCUUAGUCAAUAUCUUGCGGAAAGACAUGAACGAGAACAACAGCGCAAACAACGGCGACGCGAAAAGGUGGCGGAGGCGGCGGCAGCGGCAGCAUCGGCGAGUGAAGGACCCGGUGGUGUCGGCACCCCCAUUGGCAGUGACUCCACUUCCCUUUCCUCUCCUCCUUUAGUGAACAAUGGAAACCUCAGUGAUGGCUUGGGAGAACGCAACAAAAAAUCAAAGGUGCUAAAGUUAGCCGCAAAACGAGUUCUCACGGCGGAAAAAGCAGACUCCGGGGUGACUGUUGACACUAAGGCGGCACCCGUACCUCUCAACGAACAGAUUGCUGCGACGCUGGCGCGCCCGGUGCUUGCAUUUCGCACUCGCGAUGGGAGUGGGGCGGAGAGCAUCACAGAUGAUAGCAAGGAGUCCAUCAUUGCCAGGAAGAAAGAGAAGAAACAUCGCAAGAAGGUGGAGGCUAGGCGGGAGCGACUGCAGGCAAAGUUGCAGGAGAUGGAGAAGCAGCUAGCCGAUGAGGUGCUCUCCACAAAAGGAGGUAAGAAACGAAGGAGAGCUGACCCCGUCGAUGCGAAAGACAUUGCAUACGAAAGGAUGCUGAGGAAGAUGCAAAAGGAGAAAGCAGCGACUGAGGCGGCGGAGAAACGUGCGGCAGGCAAGAAAGGCAAGAAGACGGUUGAUAGCAACAACUUAGAUGGAGUGAAGGAGAGCCGCAAACGAAUCAGUUUUGAUGAUGGUAUCUCUGGUACCGAAACAGGUGAUGGGCCGCAUAGGCCUAUGCGCUACCCGAAGGAUAAAGGUGAGGAUCAACCUCGUGAUUUCUGUGAGUUGGUGGAUGUUGUUCGUUAUGGGGAACGUGUAGAAGCGCCACCGGUCUUCGACACGGUGCCAAGCCGCAAUGCUUCCAUUACGCGGCUUGCAAGCCGACUGGACCAAUCUUCACAGCGCAGUGCGAAGGGGGCAGCGAAAGGUCCACAGUCAGAGCGACUGCGAUUGCUUUCUUCUGUUGGCGGCAUGGGUGAGCAAAGGCGGUUGGAGCGUUUAGGAUUUGUUCCCGCUGACGGGAGCACCAAAGUAACGCGUGGAUCGGGGCAAGCGUUGUCCAAGGAGGAGGAGAUGGAAAGAUUGCGAUUGAGCGUAGUGGAAGCUUACAGGCGAAAUAAGCGUGUUGCUUUGGAGGCGCGAAACGGGACGGAUAUGCGUCACCAAUUUCCACUUUUCUCCUGA